GGCCUGGUGAGCGCGGGCGGCAUGGCGGGCGGCAGGGAGGCUGAAGGGGCCAUUGAACAGACCCAACCAUGGAAGGCAAACCAUUGGUGAUGUCGAAACAGACGACUGCGGUAGUGUGUGGCGUCCCUACCCAGGUGGUAUGCACAGCCUUCAGCAGUCACAUCCUGGUGGUGGUGACCCAGUUCGGGAAAAUGGGUACCCUGGUCUCCCUGGAAUCCAGCAGCAUGACCAGUGACAUCAGCAAGCCUGUGCUCACCACCAAAGUUCUUCUCGGGCAGGACGAGCCUCUCAUCCAUGUCUUUGCAAAGAACCUGGUGGCCUUUGUGUCUCAGGAAGCUGGAAACAGAGCAGUCCUCCUCGCCUUGGCCGUGAAGGACAAGAGCAUGGAGGGAGUGACGGCCCUGAAGGAGGUGAUCCGGACGUGCCAGGUGUGGUGACCCUGGGGCAGCCACUCCUGCUGCCCGUCAGGACCAAGCGGAAACUCAGACACCGUCUCGAGGCUCUGGAGACCCUUCAGCCAGAAGGAGGAGCGUUCUCAGGCUUUAGCCCUCGAAACCGGAAGAACCGUGCACAUCUGAGGCCGACUGGUUUGGAGGCUGACACCCCCGGCGGAGGGAGGCGAGCCGAAGGUGUCCUAGGAGAGCUGUGAGCGGUUCUCUCCGGCUCCCGAGAGUGGCACGUAGUUGAGAGUUGACGGAAUGAGUCAUGGCCCCCGAUGUGCAGGUCAUUUGUUGGGGGAGAUGUUUGUCUUAUUAAAAAUAAAUGCACAUUCCAGAGUA
Molecule: messenger RNA, 779 nt
Organism: Sus scrofa (pig)
Lineage: Eukaryota; Metazoa; Chordata; Mammalia; Artiodactyla; Suidae
Gene: PSMG3
Product: proteasome assembly chaperone 3
Biological process (GO): proteasome assembly
Source: RefSeq, a predicted model, not a curated record